AUGAAGCCUAAGCUAGAAGAUAAUAUUGGCCAUCUGAACGACAGAUUGGGUAACAAGAAAUCAGGAGCUAGUUUAAUGGACAGAAUUAACAAAGUUUAUGAUAACCAUUAUAGUCCAAGAAUUCAUCAAUUUCAAAAUAAAUCUUCAAAUUCAAAGAGCCAUAUGCUCCUUGGAGAGUCUUCCAUAAGGAAUGAGUCUAUUUUAUUGAAAAAGGGUAUAGAAAAACCAUCGGCUACAAUUCCUUCAAAGUACCAAAGGAUCAUUACAGAAGCUGCUUAUCAAGAAAGAUCUCCUAUAAAGCUAAAUAAGGCAUUUAUGAACAAUGCCUCUUUUAUAAAGUCAAGGAAGAGAAGUGCAACUGUUGUAAGGAACGAAGACCAUUCUACUUCUUCUAUGCACUCCUUUAACAGACAAACGUCCAUAAAUGACCAGACUUCUACCACCAGGUUCUCUCAUAGAGCCCAGUCUGAGAUGAAUUACAAGAAUUCUCCUGGAAAUUCCUCACUUUAUGAAAAGUAUAACAAAAAGAUUAAGAAAAAGCACCCCUUUGGAUCGGCAAUGCAAAGGUUUGACUCAAAGCAUGACAUAAAGCAGACAUAUAACAUUGAUCCUGGACCUGGGUCUUACCUACAGACUGAUGAUGCAGUUAAGCAAAAACUUAAAUAACGAUAUGACUCUCAACUCAAGAAAUUAUAACAUAAAUUCCUCAAAUAGUUACAACUAUGAUUCUAUCACACAAGAGCCUUCCCAGGCUUCGCCUGGAUUCGGAGUUAAGGAAAAGAGAUUCACACAAAAAUAUUUUGAGAAAGAAUCUGAGAAUAAGCCUGGACCUGGGGCAUACUACCCCAAGCUGAAGAAAAGUCAAAAGGGAGGUUUGAUCAACCCAAAACCACAAGUAUCUCUUAAUUUCAAUGAGAAUAAUCCUCUGAAUUAUGUAAGGCCGAUCACUGUCAACUUGUACUUUAAGCAGGACACUCCUGGUGUUGGCAUGUAUCAGCCAAAGCAGAAGUUUGGAGAUAUCAAAAGUAAUAUCUGCAAAUCAUCAUUCAUAUCAAAAGAUGUCAGGUGGAAACCAAAAGCAGCAGUUGACGGACCUGCUCCGACUGAUUACAAUCUCGUUAGAGGAUUCGAUGAUGUUGAUAAAAUCAAAUAACAAUUCAACCUCCAACUUCAAGCAGCCAGUACAGAGGAAGAUAUACCCUGUGAACUUAUAUGAUCCUCAUAGACCAGUUUCUCCGAAGGAGAAACUCCCUGGCCCUGGGCAUUACAACACAGAGCAGAAAGAUAGUAUUCAACAAAGAACGGCUGUUGAUUCAAAAUACUUGAAUUCAGUUAAACUCUCUUCAGCUUUUAUGCAAGAAAAUACAGAUCGUUUUGGAAAGCAGAUAUAUCCUACAACUGAAAUGUUCCAAACGCCUGGUCCUGAUCAUUAUAAUUCUGCGAAACCUCCUCAAAAGAACCCAUCCGGGUACUCAAUUCCUCUUGGAGAAAGGGAAAGGCACACAGAGAAGGUUCAGAAGGAGGCUCAGAAUAUUGGUCCAGGGGCAUAUAACAGCAAUGUUGAGCCCAAGAAAAUCUCCUUUUUCCUCAAUCAGGGAAAUAAAUGGGUCUCUUAGCCCUUGCCUCAAAUUAAAAUUUCA
Messenger RNA from Moneuplotes crassus, 1640 nucleotides. NCBI's taxonomy places the organism in Eukaryota, Ciliophora, Spirotrichea, Euplotida, Euplotidae. The record is from the annotation of a GenBank genome assembly.